CCGCCGGGGGGCGGGGCGGCGGCGCUCUGGCGGCGGCAGCAGCAGCAGAGCAGCAUCAGUAGCGAGCAUGUCGUCGAGCAGGGCCAAGAAAGUGAAGAUGGCCACCAAGUCGUGCCCGGAGUGCGACCAGCAGGUUCCUGUUGCAUGUAAAUCGUGUCCCUGUGGCUACAUAUUUAUUAGUCGAAAACUCCUGCAUGCUAAACGUGCAGAGAGAUCGCCACCCAUUACAGAAAACAAGAGUGAGGCCAAGAGGAGACGGACAGAGAGAGUUAAGCGAGAGAAGAUAAAUUCUGCGGUAAAUAAAGACUUAGAAAACCGAAAGAGAUCGAGGUCUAACAGCCAUUCAGAUCAUAGCAGACGAGGAAGAGGAAGACCUAAGAGUGCCUCAGCCAAAAAGCACGAGGAAGAAAGAGAGAAACAAGAAAAAGAAGUUGACAUGUAUGCUAACCUUUCAGAUGAAAAGGCCUUCGUAUUUUCAGUGGCCUUGGCGGAAAUAAACAGAAAAAUUAUCAAUCAAAGACUUAUUCUGUAACUUGUAAGCACAAUCUGAUGCGUUUAUAUAUGGAAUGACUAGCAUAUUUCCAAGGUGUCAUGGACUCUCGGAAAGCGUGUUGUCUGCGCCAAUAAGGACCGUAGUAUUUCCUGUUAAAAUUCUGCUGCUGUUUUUGGAAAUCACAUUCUGUCUCUGCAAGUGAGAAAGGAAGUGUUCUCAAGAUUGUGCUAUGGAAAUCAGAAAGCAGAAGUGUUUUAUGCCUUGAAGACAAAUACUAGACGAAUGCUCAGAGAGACUGCACCCAUGCUAGAGCACUUCUUGUAGAUUUGCUGCCAGAAAUGCAAUAUUUUAAAUAUUUUCAGAAAGUAAUGAUUUUCCUUUAAAAUCAUAUAUUUCAGAUUUUUGGCUGUAUUGCAGUUUACAUAUGUACAGUUCACUUAACUUUUUAAUAAAUUGAUAUUGCAAUAUUU
This is a messenger RNA of Centrocercus urophasianus (Greater sage-grouse), 963 nucleotides long. It is a transcript of the gene HDIP1, whose product is annotated as chromosome unknown C16orf87 homolog. The record is from RefSeq and is a predicted model, not a curated record. Bases 68 to 532 code for a protein of 154 amino acids. The transcript has 4 exons. NCBI's taxonomy places the organism in Eukaryota, Metazoa, Chordata, Aves, Galliformes, Phasianidae.